GUCAUGGCGUCACCGGAUGUUGUUGAACCCUCUGUUGCGUUCACUGACACUUGCCGCUUAUCACGUUUCUAGUAUUCUCCACGUCUAGAACUUUCCUGUAACAGUCAGAAACACAGACCGCAUUCGGGGCGAAAACUCAUGGCAGCCGAACGCAGCUUCAGUGAUAGCUUCAUUGACGAAGAUCCCCAGAAAGCCCUGGAGGCUCUUAAUGAGGCCCUGGAAGGAGAUUGUGACAAUGCUGAGUGGUUCUGUCAGCGCGCCUAUGCCCACAUACUUCUGAAAAACUACAGCAGUGCCGUUGAUGAUGCAAAGAAAGCCCAGCAGCUAAAACCCAGCCUACCUUUAGCCUUCAUGCGAACAGGAAUUGCAGAGUACCACCUAAAAAACUACGAGUCAGCAAAUGCAGCCUUUACGCAGGCGCAGCAGCUGGACGAUUCUGACAAAUCAUGUGAAGUCUGGAUAAAGCGGUGCGAAGAGACAAUGGGGGCUCAGACACAGAACGGCAGCGUUACCACGCAGACACCAGCGACUCCACCUGUGAAGCAUGACUGGUACCAAACAGAAUCACAAGUCAUCGUCACCAUCAUGGCGAAGAAUGUUCCCAAGGACGGUGUGCGCAUCAACUUCACGGAAAGAGAGCUCUCUGCUAACAUACAGAUGGCAUCGGGGGAGAACUGCGACCUCCACUUCCACCUUCUGCACCCCAUCGUCCCACAGCAGAGCAGCUUCAAGGUCCUCACCACCAAGGUGGAAAUCAAGAUGAAGAAGACGGAUGCCAUCAGAUGGGAGAAGCUGGAGGGAGAAGGACAAGAGUCCAACAUCAAACACUUCGAUCCGAAUCAGUACCCCACAUCUUCCCACUACACCCGAAAGUGGGAGAAGAUGGUGCUGGACAUAAGCGAGGAGGAGAAGAACGAGAAGCUGGAGGGAGACGCGGCGCUCAACAAGCUCUUCCAGCAGAUCUACUCAGACGGCUCAGACGAGGUCAAACGAGCCAUGAACAAAUCUUUUAUGGAGUCUGGUGGGACGGUCCUGAGCACCAACUGGGGCGACGUGGGGACGAGGAAGGUGGAUGUGAAGCCUCCAGAUGACGUAGAGUUCAAGAAGUACUGACCGUCUCCCUAUGUCCCUCUGUCUUCAUCCCAUCCUUGCAUUUUUUUUAAAAAUAUGGUCUGUCUUCACAUUUACCCACCUGAGCCCCUUUGGGAUCCCUGGUUGCCUGGCGACCUGCUCAGCGGUCAGCUUCUUAGGGAGGCACUACCACUCCACUGAAACAACAAGGCCCUGUAUGCUGUCGGACGACUUUAAAUGAUCUGUUGAAAGGAUUGAUUCGCUCCGUUUGGGUUUUCUUAAGGUUGACGAACUGCAAAAGGGAAACAAGUGUUUGCUAGACCUGAAUUACAUCGACUCAGCCUUCAGAUGUUUUUUAUUUAAACCAGCCUCAGCCAAUCGUUUCAAAGCCUUUUUUUCUUUUUAUAAUUUACCAUUUUCAGCAUAAUGUAAAAAUGUAAAAUCGCAUAAUAAGUGAUCUAACUAUAAAUGAAUGUUUUUUUUCCCCCCUCUCUGUAAAGAACCUGCACCGACGACCGUCUUGACUUUUCUGCCGAUGGCUCAACUCCUGUCGCUCCGUCAGUCUGACUCAAGCUUCGCUGUAAAUAAAAGAUUUCUUGUUUUGUCUCUAAA
Cyprinodon tularosa is the source of this 1683-nucleotide messenger RNA. It is a transcript of the gene sugt1, whose product is annotated as SGT1 homolog, MIS12 kinetochore complex assembly cochaperone. The coding region runs from base 139 to 1113 and encodes 324 amino acids. NCBI's taxonomy places the organism in Eukaryota, Metazoa, Chordata, Actinopteri, Cyprinodontiformes, Cyprinodontidae. The transcript has 13 exons. Gene Ontology annotation, biological process: protein stabilization. Gene Ontology annotation, molecular function: protein-folding chaperone binding. The record is from RefSeq and is a predicted model, not a curated record.